AAAGCCGGGGCGGGGAGGGGCUAGCGUGAGAGGGAGGACCCUGCAUUCUCCAGUUCUAGCCCACUUGGUGUUGGCCCAAUCAGCCCCUAUCCGGGAAGAAAGAGCCAGGAGCCAAAGGCUUUGCGUUUUCAGCAUCCAGGUAUGCGCUGGCUGCCUUAUGCUGAGCCUCCCUCCCUGGAGCGAGAUGCCUUUUAAGGCAAGGCUGUUGCCGGUUGUCUUCUUUUUUGUUGUGGAGCGUCCUGUUUUGUACCUUAUGGAAAGUACUGCCCUGUGGGAGAGAAGUUGUGAGCUGUGCUCCAGUCAGGAUGAACCCGGCAGCUUAUGCUGAGCUGUUGAAAGAAUCUGGCAACCAGGUAUUUCGGAAUGGGAACUUUUCUUUGGCCAUCAGAAAGUACGAUGAAGCCAUCCAGAUUCUCCUGCAGUUAUACCAUUGGGGGGUCCCUCCUAGGGACUUGGCUGUGCUGCUGUGCAACAAAUCCAAUGCAUUUUACAGUCUUGAGAAAUGGAACGAGGCAUUUGUGGCUGCCAAGGAGUGUCUCCAGUGGGAUCCAACCUACAUAAAGGGAUAUUAUCGUGCUGGUUAUUCCUUGUUGAGGUUGGUCCAGCCUUACGAAGCUGCUCACAUGUUUUUCGAGGGUCUACGCCUCCUGCAAGGCAACCAAGACCAGUCCCAGGUUGCUGAUUUCCUUGUGGGAAUCUUCACUACCAUGGGCAGUGAUCCCUUUGUUUUGCAAAGUUUCUUGCCCUGCUUUGACCGUAUUUUCACAGCUGGAUUCUCAACAGAAGUGUGGCGAUCUGUAAUAGAAAAAUUGUCAAAGAAAGGAUUAUGGCAUUCAUUUCUACUACUGUCAGCAAAAAAGGACCGACUACCAAGAAAUAUCCAUGUCCCAGGCUUAUCACUGAAAAGUCUCUUUGAGAAAUAUGUCUUUAUUGGAUUUUAUGAGAAAAUGGAAGAGGUUCCCAAGUUAGUCCAGUGGCUCAUCUCCCUGGGUGCAAAUAUUGAGACCAUAGGACCGUACCCACUUCAUGCCCUCAUGAGACUCUGCAUCCAAGCGAAGGAAAACCAACUUUUCAGGUGGCUGAUGGACCAUAGACCUGAGUGGAAAGGCCGCAUCAACCAGAAGGAUGAGGAUGGCUGCACGGUCCUGCACGUGGUGGCCGCCCACUCCCCAGGGUACCUUACCAAGCGACAAACAGAGGAUGUGCAGAUGCUCCUGCGCUACGGGGCAGACCCCACCCUGGUAGAUCGGCAGUCCCGGUCCGUCGUGGACAUCCUGAAGAGGAAUAAGAACUUCAGAGCCAUUGACAAAAUCAACAGUCACUUGGAAAAGCUGGCUGCGUGUUCUAAGGACGUAUCAGGACUAAGCAAUCGUGACGGACCCUCAAACGAAAGCGACAUCUUCCGGAGAACCUUGGAGCAGCUGGUGAAGUACAUGAACUCUGGAAAUGGGAUAUCGCUUAAAAACUUUCUGAAGCAAGAUGUCGUUCAGAGGUUCUUACGCCUCCUUUCUUCUAUGCAAGAAAUUCCUCCUGACCUGGUUUGGGACAUUAAUGGAAACUAUGCCAAAGCCUGCAUCAAAUUUUUACUGGAAAAGCAGAAGUGGCCAGAAGUGCUCCUGUUGCUGACCCGCAAAGUGAGCGGGGAGCCCCCGCUAGGAGAGGGCUUCAUUCCAGACUGCAGCUUCUCAGACUUCGACCUCUGUGGCUUCAUCCCCCACCUCAUUGCCUGGGACCAGCGGAGGAUCCUGCUACUGGGCCUCCUGAUAGACAGCGGAGUCUUGCCCCAGGGUCUUGGGGCGAACCAGAAGAGACCGAUCACCGUGUGCCUACAGCAUGAGGACUUCGAGUUGGCUUUUCUACUCUUGACUAAGAAUGCAGACCCCCAUGGUAUUUCUCUCAGGGAAGGGGAUACUCCUUUGCAUGCUGCACUCCACAUCUAUUUAGAAGACAAAGCUGACAUCGGCUUAGACUUCCUCAGCCACCUGUUGGAUCUCUACUUGUCCGACCCCAAGGAAUUUCACUACCUCAACCCCAACAUCCAGGACAGCAAUGGGAACACGCUGAUGCACAUCCUCUUCCAGAAGGGCAUGCUGAAGCGCGUGAAGAAGCUGCUAGGGCUACUGGCGAGGUUUGACAUCAACUUAAACCUGAAGAACAGGGAAGGUAAAGAUGCACGGCACCGGGUUAAGAAGACUGACGCUCUGCUCCUGGCCUGGAACAAAGCUGUGGUAGAGAACAAACGCAGGAGCCGGCAGGAUGCCUCUGCCCACUCAGGGAAGCUCCCGAGGUCCACCACCCCUGGCCGCACACCUCAGCUCAAGUCCCAAGGUUUACUCAAGUCGUCACCAUGCAAUGCCCCUGCCAAAUCCCAGCCCAAAGGAGCUGUAGUCCCAGAGAGCUGGGAGACUCUCCCCAAUGCCCAGGGGACGAGGCAGGAGCCUGGUGAUGUCGGGCCCUGCUCUCUGAGAGACCGUCUUAUACAGGACAUCACAGGUCUGAUGCAGCGUCUUGAAUUGGAUGGGUCCCUCCCAGAGAACUGUCCUCUGGGCUCCCAGCCUCUGGAGGCAGGGGCUGGCAUGGAAGUAGAGAAAGACAGGCUCCAGGGAACCCUGAGGGCGGGGGGCCCUGGCUGUAGUGGGAGCAGCCCUGCCGUCCUUGAGGCAGAGGAAGGACAUGCUCAGGCAGGCCUUGGGGCCUCACGGCUUGUUCCUGAGGGUCACAGAGGGAUGGAGAACUGCCAGGGCCAGGAUGACCAGAGCACACAGGAGACCGAGGCCUGCCUCCAGGACUUCGAUAACAUGACAUGGGAGAUUGAGUGCACUUCAGAAAUUCUCAAGAAACUGUCCAGUAAGGUAAUGCCUAAGGUGAUGAAGAAGAAAAUCAUCCUGGCCAUCCAGCAGCUGGGGAAUGGUGAGUGGACCCAGGGUCUGCAGAAGCGACUCAAGAAACUGGAAGGAAACAUCCAUCUCUUUGAGGCCAAGCUGGACAAAGGAGCCCGGAUGCUGUGGGAGCUGGCCAUCGACUUCUCUCCUAGAUGCAGCGAGAACCCAGACAAGAUCAUCACCAUGGAGAGGAACUCACAUUCCACAGAGAAAUCAGGACGGGUGUACACGGAAAUCAUUCGGAUCUGGGACAUUGUCUUAGAUCACAAAAAACUGAAUGGCUCCAUCAGGGCCAUCUGUAGUGCCUACAACCGGGGCUUGUCCUGCAUCCUGCGGAAGAAGCUGAAGGGUAUCAACAAAGGCCCGGUGUUGGCCAGCAUGAAGACUCAAAGGCGGAUACCCCGCUGCUACGUGGAAGACACGGAGGCAGAAAGGAGCAGGGAGCAGGUGGAACCGGAGUAUUUCCCCCCCGCCAGCGCAGUGGAGACAGAGUACAACAUCAUGAAGUUCCACAGCUUCAGCACCAACAUGGCCUUCAACAUCCUCAACGACAUGACCACAACGGUGGAGUACCCCUUCCGGGUGGGUGAGCUGGAGUACUCAGUGAUCAACCUCAACCCCAAGCCGCUGGAGCCCAUCAUCCUCAUUGGCCGGAGUGGCACUGGGAAGACGACUUGCUGCUUGUACAGGCUGUGGAAGAAAUUCCACAAUUACUGGGAAAAAGCUGAGCAGGCGGGAAGCCCGCUGCUGGCCAAACAGCUCUGGUUGAAGAGAAGAUUGGAAAUGGAACCCAGAAAGGAGGAUCCAGGUGGUGAGGAAGAGGAGGGAGCUGAACCUGAGGAACUAGAAGGUUCCAUCGAAGUGGAAACAGGCGACAGCUCAGAUGAGGAGGAGGCAUGCGAAGACUGUGCAGGGGGAGCCAGCGCGGACUCAGUAGGCCAUGGCCAGGCAGAGGAGGGAUGCGCUGCCCAGAGCCCCCAGCAGCUGGAGCAUUUACAUCAGAUCUUCGUGACCAAAAACCACGUCCUGUGCCAGGAGGUGCAGAGGAAUUUCGUUGAGCUUUCCAAGUCCACCAAGGCCACCAGUCACUACAGGCCCUUGGAGCCCAAUGUUCACAGACUCCAGGACCUGAGGGACGAGAACUUUCCUCUCUUUGUCACUUCCAAGCAGCUGCUGCUGCUCCUGGAUGCCUCACUGCCCAAUCCGUUUUUCCUGAGGAACGAAGAUGGCAGCUUGAAAAGAACCAUCGUGGGGUGGUCCAUGCAGGAGGAGCCGACCAUCCCCAAUUGGCAGGAGGAGGGUGAGGAGGGAGAGGCGCAAGGGGACUAUGCUGAGGAGGAUAAAGCUGCGGCACCUCUGGCGGGCGAGUGUGACCCCCGGGUGUACAUAACAUUUGAGGUGUUCGCCAAUGAAAUAUGGCCCAGAAUGAACAAAGGGAAGACUUCCUACAACCCUGCACUGAUUUGGAAAGAAAUAAAAUCUUUUCUGAAGGGGUCUUUUGAGGCCCUCAGCAGCCCCCAAGGGAGGCUCACAGAAGAAGCCUAUAAGAAUUUGGGGAGGAAGCGGUGCCCCAAUUUCAAGGAAGACCGCAGUGAGAUCUAUAGCCUCUUCUGCCUGUAUCAGCAGAUCAGGUCUCAGAAAGGUUAUUUUGAUGAAGAGGAUGUUCUCUACAACCUCUCCCAGAGGCUCUCAAAGGUCAAGGCCCUCCCGUGGUCCAUCCAUGAGCUCUAUGGUGAUGAGAUCCAGGACUUCACCCAAGCCGAACUGGCGCUGCUGAUGAAAUGCAUCAAUGACCCCAACGCCAUGUUCCUCACCGGGGACACGGCCCAGAGCAUCAUGAAGGGUGUGGCCUUCCGCUUCAGCGAUCUGCGCUCCCUGUUCCACUAUGCCAGCAAGAGCUCCGCCAACAAGCAGUGUGCUGUCCGCAAGCCCAAGAAGAUCCAUCAGCUCUACCAGAAUUACCGGUCACACUCUGGAAUUCUCAAACUGGCAUCUGGAGUAGUGGACUUACUCCAGUUCUAUUUUCCGGAAUCUUUUGAUCGUCUUCCAAGAGAUGCUGGCCUUUUUGAUGGUCCCAAACCAACUGUCCUGGAGUCUUGUAGUGUAAGCGACUUGGCAAUUUUGCUACGGGGGAACAAAAGGAAAACCCAGCCCAUUGAAUUUGGAGCCCACCAGGUUAUUCUUGUAGCCAAUGAAAUUGCAAAGGAGAAAAUUCCGGAAGAGCUGGGCUUAGCACUUGUGCUAACAGUUUAUGAAGCAAAAGGCUUAGAAUUUGAUGAUGUUCUCCUUUACAACUUCUUUACUGAUUCUGAGGCUUACAAGGAAUGGAAGAUCAUUUCUUCCUUUACCCCUUCAUCAUCUGACUCCAGAGAUGGAAACCAGCCAUUGAUCCAAGUGCCCCUGGAGAAACCCAGCUCUGCUCAGGGCCGGCCCCUCGUGGUAAAUCCGGAAAUGUACAAGCUCCUCAACGGGGAGCUGAAACAGCUGUACACGGCCAUUACACGGGCUCGGGUCAACCUCUGGAUCUUUGAUGAGAAUCGAGAGAAGCGAGCUCCUGCUUUCAAAUAUUUCACUCAAAGAGAUUUUGUUCAGGUCGUGAAGACAGAUGAAAAUAAAGACUUGGAUGACAGCAUGUUUGUGAAGACCUCGACCCCAGAGGAGUGGAUCGCGCAAGGAGAAUACUAUGCCAAACACCAGUGCUGGAAGGUUGCAGCUAAAUGUUACCAAAAAGGAGGUGCCUAUGAGAAGGAGAAACUGGCGCUGGCCCACAACACUGCCCUGAACAUGAAAUCCAAGAAAGUCAGCCCCAGGGAAAAGCAGCUGGAGUAUUUGGAACUGGCUAAGACCUACUUAGAGUGCAGAGAGCCACAGCUGUCCCUGAAGUGUCUGAGCUACGCCAAGGAGUUCCAGCUCUCUGCCCAGCUGUGUGAGAGGCUGGGGAAGAUAAGAGAUGCUGCCAAUUUCUACAAACGAAGUCAGUGCUACAAAGAUGCAUUCAGAUGCUUUGAGCAGAUUCAGGAAUUUGAUCUAGCACUCAACAUGUACUGCCAAGAGGAGCUUUUUGAAGAAGCUGCAAUUGCGGUGGAGAAGUACGAAGAAAUGCUAAGGACCAAGACGCUCCCCAUGUCCAAGCUCUCAUAUUCUGCCAGUCAGUUUUACUUGGAAGCCGCAGCCAAGUACCUGAGUACAAACAAAAUCAAGGAGAUGAUGGCUGUCCUCUCUAAGCUUGACAUAGAAGACCAGCUGGUGUUCCUCAACUCUAGGAAACGUCUAACAGAAGCCGCAGACCUGCUGAAAAGGGAAGGUCGGAGAGAGGAGGCUGCUUUGCUGAUGAAGCAACACGGCUGCCUCUUGGAGGCCGCCAAGCUCACCACCAACAAGGACUUCCAAGCCUCGUGUCUGCUGGAGGCCGCCCGUGUCAAUAUGGCCAAGGGUGUGGAUGUGGAGAAUACCGAAGCCAUUCUGACAGAAGCCCUGGAGCUCUGCUGUCAAACCAAUCAGCAGUCUGGCAUCGCUGAGGCCCUCUUCCUGCUGGGAGUAAUCCUGAGAGACUUUCAGAAGCUCAAGGACGCCUUCCUCAAGUUCGACAGGCUCAACCACUCAGCGGGAGUGGUGGAAGCUCUCUACCAAGCUGCCAGCCAAUGUGAGGCUGAGUCUGAGAAGGUCCUGGCCUUGGCUCCGGGGGGCUUGGAGGUUCUCCUCAAUCUGGUAAGGGCCCUCAAAUGCGUGAAUAACAAUGCUGAGAAGGAAAUGGUCAAGUCCUGCUUUGAGUUUUUUGGGAUUUCUCAGGUGGAUGCCAAGUAUUGCCAGAUAGCUCAGAAUGACUCCAUAUUAAGAAUAAAAUUUGACCUGGAUUUGAACUUGAGCGAGAAGAAAACCAAAGACCAUUACAUGAUAAUGACUGACCAAGUGAAAUUAGCCCUAAACAAACACCUUUUGAGCAGGCUCUGUCAGAUCACACAGAGCCUACUUGGAAAGACCUACCCCGGAAUCUGCAUGAGGUUUAUUGUUGGCUUAAAAUGUAGGAAUGAGAACUGUGAAGAUUUUCACAGGCCUUUGCUGCGUUGUGAGGUCAAGCAUCUGGUCCAGUCCAAAAUGCACCUGGUGGCAAUCAAUGGGCUGCUUUUGGAAGCCAAAAGAGUAUUCCCUAAAAUCUUAGCUGAAGAACUUAAAGAAAUCGAUUAUAUUUUGUCUGUGGAUAUGUUUGGCCUUUGCAAAUCCUUCCUGAACGUCCUCUUCCCUAAGCAUUUUCAUCAGAGAAUAUUGUCAGAAAACCCCAUGGCCUGCAAGGAAAUCCUCAAGCCCAGUCACAAGUCCUUCCGAUCCUACAGGGCGGCUCUAAAAGGAUACAUCCACUUCCUGUUUCAAAAUGAAAGGGCUCGCAACCGCAGGGAGUCUACAGACCUGUGGCUGAGUGCCAUGCAGGCUUUCCUCCUGUCCUCCAGCUACCCCGAGGAGUUUGAAAAGCUGCUCCACCGAGAGGAGGACGACUUUAACAGGGAGCUCAAAGCCCUGGAGUCUGAAAAAGAGGAAACAGGCCGGGGGAGAGGCAGCAGGAUGAAAGGCAUCGAAGGGAAGUUUGGCAUGCUGGUGCCCAGCAGGGAAGACGAGAGCGCCGUGAAGACCCACCUGUGCUUCAUCCGGCUGCUGGAGAGUUGUAUCAACCAAUUCUAUGUGUACAGGAACCCAGAAAACUACAAGAGGCUCUUUUUCCGUUUCAUGAAUGUCCUCGUGAAGCGGUGCAAAGAACCGCUCAUCCCCAGCAUUGGCAACACCGUUGCCCUGUUGGAGCUCCAGUUUGUCCACUGUGGGAUGGUCCUGGCCCGCCUCUGCAAGAAUGCCAUCCUGUGCCUGCCCAAGAGCUACAUUUCGCUCUUGCACUACUGGGAGUUCCUGCUUAGCAAGAAGGACAGGCAGCUUGGGGAUGUGUUUGCCAUCAUUCAGGAAUAUAAACCUAGGGACCUGUCCAGAGCCAUUCAGAAUUUCCAGUUCCACCUCUCCUACCUCGUCAAGGUGCUCUGUGGCCACGAGAAUGUGCACUUCAAUGUCCUGCUCGAUGCCUUCAGUGAAAUAGACUAUGUGGUCUCAGGUGAGGCAGAGCGGACACUGGUGCUAUGCUUGGUGAUGCUGGUGAACACCAAGGGGGUUCUGCAGUCAUCCUGCAAGCCCUUUCUGUGCUGUCACUUUGAGGAGAUCGGGGCCAGGCUGCAGCAGAUGAGCACAGAAUGGCCAGAUCAGGUUCCGGAGAGGCUGCUGAAAGUGGUGAAGCGGGUGUUGAUGGCGGUCGAUGUGAAGACCGUGGCUGAGGCUCUGCAGGACCUGCUCCUUGAGCGGGAUGAAGAAUACCUGCUGGACUGCCACUGGCGGUGGGACAGCGUGCACGCCAAAGGGCCCAUGAUCCGUGGCCUCUAUCAUGAGGAAGUCAAACUAAACCGCCUGCUCUGCGUGGGCUCUGUGGACUAUUGGGCUGAACCAGAGUGUGAGUUUGGCCAGGGCGAGACAGAUGAGCUGGCACUGGAAGGCCAAGACACCCUGAUUGCCGACAUCGCCUCCCAGGUGCAGCGGAAAGCUUCCCUGUGGCGGAAGCUGAGACGGGUGUACCUGGUGGUGUCCCUGUGCAUCAGCUGGAGGAGAAGGGUGAACGCCCAGAUGGAGCACUUCAGGGAGGAGAGCAGGGAGCCCGGGGCUGGGAACUUCAAAAAGGCCGACGUGGACCGGACACAGUGUGACCUGUGCGGGGUGAAGUUCACCCGCAGUCCCGAGAGCUAUUUCAGCCCCGAUACAGACUUUGACGGAGCAAUGUCAGAGGCGGUGGCUCUUUCCAGUGCCCAGCCAGUGGACAAGGAAGGUCAGGAGGGGAGUAGUGAGUCUUUCGAGCAGCAUAUCCUCCUGGUAGGUCACCAUUGGCAGCAGGCGGCCUACCAGAAAUACUUCAGGUUUUUCUGUGACACAGUGGACCCGGCCUUGGAGGAAGGCAAGCUGGUGGUAGAGGACAUCGAGCAGAGUGUGUGGCUCCACAGUCACCCGGGCAGCAAGGAACACAGCCGCGUGCUGCAGAGGAAGGUGCAGGAGAACAUCAAGAAGGUUUUGGACAAGGUGGACCAUGUCUACAGGCAGAAGGCCUGGGCUGAUGCUGUGAUGCUCAUGACUGGGCUGAUCGACAUUCUAAUUCCAUCCAUCAGAGAUGCCCAGGAGUGGCUGAGGAAAGCAAAGCUCCACCUGAAGGAGGAUGGUAUCGUCCAGGAAGAUGAUUACGAAAAUGAUGUUGAGGACUUCCGUGAACUCUGUCCUAGAAAACGUCGGCAGAAACGUGGCAACCAGAGAAAAUAACAUCCCCACAGCUGCUGCCUCCUAAACCUUCAGAACAUUCCAUUCUGACGCAGAAUUGUGAGCUCUUAGGCAGAAGAGAUAAAGAACGUCCAUUGGCUUUAGAAAGUAGGGGAGUCUAACAACCCCUUUGCUUUUCGAUCUUGCUAUUUCUCUUUCAAUGGUGGCUUUGGGUCCAAUUGCUCCCACACCCGCUGGGACCUCUUAAUAGUUUUCAUUUUAAAGUGUUUGCGCCAGGAAAUCCCUUUGUGGAUUCCUCAUCUCCUUUCCCACUGCUGCAGUGCUGAGUAGUACAGAGCCGUGUGUGUCUUGGGUCCAUGGGGACCCCACUGCCGGCCACCCCUGCCCCAGGCCACACUCUGGUCAUCUCCGAGCUUGCUUGUUGUGUAGUCCCUUCCGCUAUCCAUGUUAGCCUUUCUUCUCUGAGUCACUUUUCUGCUGUCCACCCCACCCAGUUUUUGUGACCAUUCUCAGCGACCUGUGCAAGUCAGGGUUAGGCUACCUUAGCCUGUAGUCAGGAAUUACCCCCAGGGUCCUGCAGGCGUCCAGCCUCAGAACUUCACCCAGAAGGAAAGGCUGGGGAGUGUUGCUGGGGGACCCCAGCCUGCCUCUCCAAGGUGGUCUGCUUUGGCAUUGGUGCAGACAUUCCACAAAGUGUGUGUAGCCCUCUUGUCUGGUUUCCUUGGUUCUCCCCGGCAAGUUUGCCCUCCUGGCUUAGGUCGACAUUAUGAUGAGUUUCCACCCACUGAGCUACAGGUUAGGGACAUGUGGACAUAGGAAACCAGCCUUCCCAUGUCAACCUAUAGGGAUUUGGCUGUGAUCACUGCCCGGUGGCUGGUAGGCCCUGUCAGAGGAGGGUGAGGAGGGUGUGGGCCUGUUUGCUGCAGGACAUGGCUUUCUCCCACCCUGUUGAUCCAGUAGACAUCAGGAUGAUUCCAUUUAGGAAGGCUUCCCGCCUCCCUCGUGGGCACUUACCCUUUCCCAGCCCUCAGCUCAGCCUGGUGUGAAAGGCCAGGUCCUUAUGGGUCUUUCAUUGUUUUGUUAUCACAACAGAACCAACCUUUCUCCUCUUGUAGCUGGUGCUUUUGCUGCUCAUUGUUUUCUGUUUAUUAUCUUUCUAAAUGACUGUUUCCUUUAGGUGUUUACGUGUCUAAUUUUUAUUAGGUUAUGUUUCCAGUUUUUAUUCCAGGUGUUUUUUAUAACUUUUACUUGCCCAAAAAAAAAAAAAAAAAAAAAAAAAAAACCCACAAAAAAAAAACCCCAAAACAGAGCCUCAUCAAAUCUUCCUGUAUUACCACAUUUUUAUAAAGUAAAACCAUUUCUCUUACUGUAACUGUCCACGUGUUUAUUUCCAACCUUCACUUGGAGAGUGAAAGGUACAUCUUGGAGCUGGUUCUUCCUGGUCAGCUAGUUGACCCAGACUCACAGCAGCUGUGCCUCUGACAUGAAGAAACCCAGCGACAGAGCAGUAAAACUCAGCCCAGGGACUUGCAGCUGGUUGCAGGGUCUUUUGAGGCCCUCCUUAGGCAGAUUCUUUCCCAUUUGGUUGCUCCCAAGCUGCAGGCUGUGGCCUGUCAGGAGUUUUGUCCUUGCCUCUGUGAGGGCUUUCCUCACCUAGAACAUUGCUUUGGGAGCCAGGGCACCUGCAGUGGAACCCCUGUUCUGGCUCUGGUGGGUCGGAUUCUUCAGCGCUCCCUGAGCGCCUAAUUGUGUCUCCUCGCUGCUGAGCCCAGGAUCCCAUGCGGAGAGAGAUGUGCGUGGCUUUGGGUAGCAGCAGCACUUCCCUAAUGCCCUAGAUCUCAGCUUCCCCUUGGGAAGUUGAGUGGUUCAAGACCCUCCGCCUGCCUUGGCCCACAGCGGCUCUGCGGGCUGGCACUGUGGGUUUGAACACCCCAGGUCUUGGUUCUGUGAUCUCAGCGUGUUGAGCAGCAGGGAAACCAAGUUUUAUGGAGCAGCGUGUCCGAUCCUACACGUCGAGGUCCAGGAAGCUCAGAACAGAACAGAAGAUCCGUCUUCUGUGUCAGCAGCACCAGUCGGACCUCCUGGAGAGAACUACUCCCAAGAAACUGUCUUCUCAGCGCGCCCAGUUUCCUAGAGGUGGGUGUGGCGGUUCUGGGGAGGGAGUGGA
Messenger RNA from Talpa occidentalis (Iberian mole), 11337 nucleotides. RefSeq names its product tetratricopeptide repeat and ankyrin repeat containing 1 (gene TRANK1). Lineage: Eukaryota; Metazoa; Chordata; Mammalia; Eulipotyphla; Talpidae. The transcript has 24 exons. Bases 306 to 9212 code for a protein of 2968 amino acids. The record is from RefSeq and is a predicted model, not a curated record. Gene Ontology annotation, molecular function: protein binding; ATP binding.